Ictalurus punctatus (channel catfish) is the source of this 2265-nucleotide messenger RNA. It is a transcript of the gene arl6ip6, whose product is annotated as ADP-ribosylation factor-like 6 interacting protein 6. The transcript is spliced from 4 exons. The coding region runs from base 267 to 818 and encodes 183 amino acids. Lineage: Eukaryota; Metazoa; Chordata; Actinopteri; Siluriformes; Ictaluridae. The record is from RefSeq and is a predicted model, not a curated record.
AUGGGAGUGGGCGGGACCCAUCACGGAUGCGGAAGCCUAAACCGCGAUGUUUUGAAAGCAGCGAAAGUUUUGAAUCUUUUUCGACCGUUCACAGCAGUCAUAUGGACUAUUCGCGUUAUUGUGCUAGUUUUAGACAGUUGUUACUAAAGCACCACUUUUCCGCAAGAUUAACUUUGUAAGACGUGAGCAUAGUAAACGAGCUAGCUAGAAGGCUAGUGGUGACCAUUUGUAGCCAGAGUGUUCGAAACUUUCGACGGGAAGCGGCCAUGUCGUUGAGUUUCCGGUCGCUGGACACGUUUUCAGGGGAUGAAGAUGAGGAUAAUGAUAUGAAUGAUGCUACACAUCAAGCCAGUUUGAACACGACUUCAGAGGAAAGCAGUUGGAGCCACGUUAAGUCUCGGUAUCACCGCUUCAGGUCUCCGGUGCAGAGAUACUGGAGAAGCCAUUGGCCAGCCCGGAUCUGCUCCGUGCUGUGCUGUUUGGUCGUUGUUUCAUUUAUUGCUAUACUCUCUUCCUUCCUUUAUAUCAUCCUCAAAGAUCUUCGGGCAGAGAGAGUUCCCACUGAAGAUGGAACAGACGUAAGACUUCUAGGCUUUUGGAGUAUGUUGGUUCUCUCAUCCUUGGCUGGAGUGUUAUGUUGCAGCUUUUCCUGGACUCUAACCUACUUUGACUCAUUUGAGCCUGGGAUGUUCCCCCCCACACCACUUUCUCCAGCCAGAUACAGGCAAAUGACUGGCCACUCCUUUCAUAUGGGCUACAGCAUGGCUAUACUCAAUGGCAUCGUGGCUGGACUCACUUUCUUCUGGUGUCUUAUCUAAGACAUGCACACUCAUGUACCCUGCCAUUGCCUAGGACGCUAUCCUCACCUUAUCGGCAUGAUCACCAGGCACAUAUGGGUAAUUAAAAAAAAAAAGUACGAUGCAAAUUAUGCCCAUUGUUAUGUUGUUUUUUGUUUUUGUUUUUUAAUCAUAUAAAGUGUUAAAGCACAAAUCUGUUACUAAUUUUAACGCAAAUUAGUGAUUUCCACUUGCUAAAUCUGUGUUUUUAAGGAUCAGGACUCCGAUCUCUGAAAGCUCCUGUUAUUUAUUGGAAUGCACAUCUCGGUUUGUGUGCUAAAAGAACUCUAAUUAAAAUAGGAUAAUUAUGUGCACAACGCGAAUAGCGUACACAACCUGCUUAUUUGCCGCACGUACGGACUCAUUGGUCCAGGACAUCACUUAGUUGUGAUGUGCAUGAAAUGCGCAUAUUAUGUGAUUAAUGAAAUGCAGGUAUCUGGUCUCUCUUGUGUUUUAUUAAGGCAGACAGUCUUGUAAUGAAAUAAAUAGUUAAUAAUCUGGCUGUUGAAAGAGAUGGAGAUUUAACAUCUUUUGCGCUGAUUCGAUUUCAGCAGGAGCGUUCUGUUUGAAACGAAAUUAGCUAAUGCACUGCUUCAGCUGAUGCUGAGAUUUAGUCAUGUUUAGCUAGAACAUUUUUUCUUUCUUCCUUCUGUUUGUGUUUUGGUUUGAGUUAUUGCAUCUGCCAGGAAAGGACAUCAUGAACCUUGUGAACUCUUAAACUACAGCCUCGUAAACUCUCGUCUCGUAAUAUAAGGAAUUUACGUCUGGGUUUUAGUCUGGUUUGAUUCGAUUCCAAACACCUCAUGCUCCUCUCUCCCCUGCUGUAAAUCUGAUACGCUGUUACAGCAAAUGUCCAAAUCGUCCUAGUCAUCAAAGAAAGGACCUCGGGUCUGGUCUCACAUUCACACUUGCAUCAGGAGGGUAUGCAAAUCAUUGCACUGGAGCAGGACAGGAACAUCUCGGCUGUACACAUACUAAUCGCAUGCUAAAAAGAUGGGUGAUCAUUCCUGUUUAAGAUGUAUAUAUUGUAAAGGUCUUAAAUGCUCCUAGACAUAGAAUAACCUUCAGACGCUUACAUCUAUGCAGUUACGGGAUGUCUCGAACAUUUCUCUCAUGUUCUGUGAUAUUAUUUUUGUCAUAUAUUCUAUUUGUUUUAAAUAUCUUGUCCUCCUUUUGUUGUAUUUUUAGUUGCAGAACAGUCCCAAAUUCACACCUCCAGCAGUUCCUCAGAAUAAACUCUAUCCUCUUCUGUGAUGUAUUAUUAUUUGUCUUAUUUUCAUUGUUGGCAUUAUACCUGUGGACCACUCAGAAAUAUAAAAAAAAAAAAUAAUAAUUACUGAUUUAGACCUCAGCUUGUACAUCAUUUUAUCAUUCUCAUUUAAUUCAUGUAUAAAAGAACAAAGGUCAAUAAACACAAAUGCCCGAGUAA